This is a messenger RNA of Arabis nemorensis, 1647 nucleotides long. The record is from the annotation of a GenBank genome assembly. NCBI's taxonomy places the organism in Eukaryota, Viridiplantae, Streptophyta, Magnoliopsida, Brassicales, Brassicaceae.
AUGAGUAUGGGGGAGAAUACGCAGAAUCAUUCAGUCUCUGAAGAGAGUAGUUCCAAGAAGCUUGCGAAUAAAAAUAAUUCAGGCGUCCCCAAGAGUGAUCUUUGGACUGAUGGGCUUAUUUGCGCCUUUGAAUUUGUUCGAGGCGCAAAAAAGCAUAUUGAUUCAAAGCCUGUCAACGGAUUGACAAGCAAACAACUGGACAAAGGUUAUUUGAAGCAAGAAGAUGGACCAACCCCCGGAUUUGGUCACAACCCGUUUGUUGAGUCCCCUGCAGUGGGUGAUUUACGGUCAAGGUCGACACCUUCUUGGGAUUUUAAAGAUGACCAUGUGCUUCCAUUAGGACAAGUUGAGAAAUAUGAGGGAAGUCGUUGGAUACCUAUUGGUUGGGCUAGAAUAUCUGAACUAAUUCAAAUGGUGCAAGUAAACGCGGAGUGGCCAAAUUUGGACUUAAUGGAUGACGAAGAGGAUGUUCCCGUUACAGAUUUAGCAGCUCCCUAUUGGGAACGACCAGGUGGCCCCACAUGGUGGUGCCAUAUGAUGGCUGGACACCCUUCGGUUGACGCAUGGCUCAAAACUGCUACAUGGUUGCAUCCUGCGAUUAGUCUUGCUUUGAGGGACGAAAGUAAGCUUAUAAGUGAACGGAUGAAACACCUUUUAUACGAGGUUCCAGUGAGGGUUGCUGGGGGUUUAUUGUUUGAGCUUUUAGGACAAUCAGUUGGUGAUCCGGUAAUCAGUGAGGAUGAUGUUCCCGUUGUUUUUCGUUCUUGGCAAGCUAAAAACUUCUUGGUAACUGUGAUGCACGUUAAAGGAACUGUACCAAACACGAAUGUUCUGGGCGUGACUGAAGUAGAGGAGCUGCUUUAUGCAGGAGGUUAUAAUGUACCAAGAACGGUUCAUGAAGUCAUAGCACAUUUGGCUAGCCGUCUUAGUCGAUGGGAUGAUAGGUUAUUUCGUAAAUCCAUAUUUGGCGUAGCUGAUGAGAUUGAAUUGAAGUUUAUGAACAGGAGAAACUACGAGGAUUUGAAUCUCUUCAGUAUCAUUCUCAACCAAGAGAUUAGAAAGUUAUCAAGACAGGUUAUCCGAGUGAAGUGGUCGCUGCAUGCAAGAGAGGAGAUAAUCUUUGAGCUUCUCCAGCAUCUGAGGGGAAACGUAGCUCGGCAUCUGUUAGAGGCUUUGAGGAAGAACACAAGGGAAAUGCUGGAGGAACAAGAAGCAGUCCGUGGACGUCUCUUCACAAUUCAAGAUGUCAUGCAAAGCAGUGUCCGCGCUUGGUUACAGGACAAAAGCCUGAGAGUAAGCCAUAACUUAGCAGUCUUUGGAGGAUGCGGUCUUGUACUUACCAUAAUCGUAGGACUGUUCGGUAUCAACGUGGAUGGUAUCCCAGGCGCUCAGAACACGCCUUACGCGUUUGGUCUGUUCUCUGCACUCAUGGUUCUCAUCGGAGCGAUUCUGAUUGCGGUCGGUCUGAUAUACUUAGGGCUCAAAAAACCCAUCACAGAAGAACAAGUAGAAGUUAGAAAGCUGGAGCUACAAGAUGUGGUAAAGAUCUUUCAACACGAAGCAGAGACUCAUGCGCAAGUCCGGAGAAACAACCUGUCUCCCACAGCUGGAGAUGUGUUUGAUGCAGAUUAUAUUGUCAUCCAGUAA